This is a messenger RNA of Effrenium voratum, 166 nucleotides long. The record is from the annotation of a GenBank genome assembly. NCBI's taxonomy places the organism in Eukaryota, Dinophyceae, Suessiales, Symbiodiniaceae.
GUUGACAAAGCCUCGAACAUUGCGAGACAAAUUGGGAAUGGGUGCUGGAGGAAAAAGGUCGUUCUAUGCUCUUGUUUUGCCAAAGAACGGGGCUUGCAAGGCCCGCCAUCUCAGCGCAGCUGCCUUUCCAUUUCCGGGCGACUUGUCUGGGGAUGGAGACAGCUAG